This is a messenger RNA of Volvox carteri f. nagariensis, 1072 nucleotides long. RefSeq lists its product as uncharacterized. The transcript has 2 exons. The coding region runs from base 90 to 398 and encodes 102 amino acids. The record is from RefSeq and is a predicted model, not a curated record. NCBI's taxonomy places the organism in Eukaryota, Viridiplantae, Chlorophyta, Chlorophyceae, Chlamydomonadales, Volvocaceae.
CUUAAUAAGACGGACAAGCUAAACAAAGGGACGACCAAUAUCGACAACUCGGUCGAUCGUAUUCACUGCCACAAUUGUUCACAUAAACUAUGCACACAACGAACAUUUACAAUACUCCAUGGAAUAGUGGUGCAUAUGGCGGUGAAAAUGCUGGCCUGGUGGCGCGGGUCGACCACCACCAGAACACCGUUGACCGUCUUCCUGCAGCACAGGCCCGAGCUUAUGGUGCACCUAAUUCUGCAAGACUUCCAAUGACGCCCGAGAAUCUGCCUGGAAGGGCGCCUUACGCUUCACCAGGGUUAUCAAGGCGGGCAUUCUUUGGACCGACAUCAGCGAGGGCCUGGCACCCCGGAACGACACCCCUGCUACGACACCGAUUCAUAUCAAGACCAUCAUAACGCACUGGAUGACUGUACUGUGCCAUAUCAAGACCAUCGGCAAGGGCAACCUCCUAUCCCUAAAGAGGAUCAGCACGGCAUGGAAGGAGGUCGAAGCAGCUCUCCUUAAAAGCAUGAAAACGUGCAUGCAGAAUUUGCAUUCGUUGGUGUAAUUAGCGAGUUUAUACACACCCCGAGCCUGGGGCCAUGGGCGGGCUCUACAGCCCUGCAAGGCUUGUGUUGGUGAGGCAAUCUUUACAAUUGUACACUCGAAGUGUUUGGUGAACAUGUAUGUUUGUAUGUGUAGACAUGUGAGCUUGAUACAGGCAUAUGCAUGGAUGGAAGUGUAUAGAGAGGCAUGCAAAUAUUUUUUUACAUAGGCGAAAUAGGCAUACGUGCUCACAUAGAUGGAUGAGACAGCUGUGAUAGCAUGUGUAGGCAGGUUGGACAGGGACAUGCUUACAAUCCAUUGACACCAGCAUAUGGCCCGGCAUACGGACAAGGAACACUUGUAACACGGGUUACCCUGUCUGUUACCCCUCAGUACAAUAUUACCCCGACCCCUUUGUUACCCCUUGGUAAGGGGUUACCCCUACCCCUUUGUUACCCCUUGGUAAGGGGUUACCCCUACCCCGGGGUUAGGUUACCCACCCCCCUUCGUACAUAGCCACAUGGGUAACCACUUACCCCUACCC